Beta vulgaris subsp. vulgaris (sugar beet) is the source of this 612-nucleotide messenger RNA. RefSeq lists its product as uncharacterized. The coding region runs from base 1 to 612 and encodes 203 amino acids. The record is from RefSeq and is a predicted model, not a curated record. The transcript has 3 exons. Lineage: Eukaryota; Viridiplantae; Streptophyta; Magnoliopsida; Caryophyllales; Amaranthaceae.
AUGGAUGUUAAAAAUGUCUUCCUUCAUGGUGAGUUGCAAGAAAAUGUGUAUAUGAAGAUGCCACCUGGGUAUAAGGGGCUUGGACACGGAUUUGAAGUGGAAAGUGAGGGAGAGUAUGUGAAGCACACUAGUAAUAGCAAGAAGAAGCAGAUAAUCAUUGUGAUCUUAGUAUAUGUGGAUGACUUGAUCAUUGCAAGCAAUGAUAUGAGUGUUGUCAAGAGCACAAAAGCACUGCUUAGCUCUCACUUUCAGAUGAAGGACCUAGGAAUAAUCAGAUACUUCCUAGGAAUUAAAGUUGAUCAUUGUAAAGAUGCUUCAUGCAUCAACCUACAAGUGCCCCAUAUGCAAGCAGCAAAGAGGGUACUUAGAUAUCUUGCUGGCUCCAUGAGUCAAGGUAUCCUUCUGGCUAACACAUCUGCAGCUCAUCUACAAGCUUUAUGUGAUAGCGACUGGGCAAGGUGUGCCGACACUAGGAAAUCCACAUUAGAAUUUUGCAUUCUACUUGGUGACUCACAAUGUCAUGGAAGUAAAAAAAGGCGAUUUGUAGUUGCUAGAAGCAGUGCUGAAGCUGAGUAUAGGUCUAUGGCACUCACUAUUUGUGAGAUGAUGUAG